AGUCUCUUGCGCCUGAAAGAGAAGCGUCUUCUCUUUGACCCAAUGACCACACCAAUUGACGGUAAAUAUUCCAUGGGCAUCAACAAUCAUCACGCUAUCGCUGAUUACCAGCANGUCACUGGCAGACACGCUUUUCAAGCACCAAACUUCGACAAAGGUGAUCAAAGAGGUCCUUGUCCUGGACUGAAUGCGCUUGCCAACCAUGGCUACAUAUCUCGUGAUGGUAUCGUUGGCGUAUUAUACGGUAUGGGUAUCGACCUGAUCACCGUCCUUGCGGUCAUGGGUACCGUGGGCGUUGGCAANCCCCUAUCUCUGAAUCCUGGCUUUUCCAUCGGCGGCAAGAACAGAAAGGCAAGCAAUCUCCUCGGUAACCUCUUCGGACUGCUCGGUACACCAAGAGGUCUAGACGGCGCUCACAACUGGAUUGAAUCUGACUCGUCGAACACGCGCGAUGACCUGUAUGUCACGGGCGAUGCUUCCACCAUGAACAUGACCCUCUUUCUGGAAGCCUACAACUCCUCGGACGACUUUGUUCUUUCCAUGGACGAUAUUGGCGCUCGUGCUGCAAAGCGAUUCCAAGAAAGUAUUUCGAUCAACCCAAACUUUUACUACGGCCCUUACACUGGCAUGGUCGCCCGCAACUCUGGUUAUGCCUUUACUGGGCGCAUCUUGAGUAACCACACCAAGGAAAACCCUAUGGGAGGUCAUUUGACAAAAGAUGUUUUUGCCAGUUUCUACGCCGUCUACGAAGAGAACGGCGAACUCGUCUACCGUAAAGGCCAUGAGCAAAUCCCCGCAAACUGGUACAGAAGGCCCAUGGACUAUGGUCUCAUCGAACUCAACCUCGAUCUCGUAGCCUGGUUCCUCAAAUACCCCAUUCUCGCCAGCAUCGGCGGAAACCUUGGGAAAGUAGACAGUUUCGCUGGUCUGGACCUCGAAGACAUCACUGGAGGUGUUUUGAACGCCGUAUCACUGCUGGAAGACAACAAUUUGGUUUGCUUUGUGCUUGAGAUUGUCAAGACGUUUUCGCCAAACUCGCUGUCUUCGCUGUUCAAGACUCUUGCGGCGCCGUUGAAGCUUGUCAAUGAUGCUGUUUUGAACCCAUUGCUGAGUCUCGAUUGCCCUGCGUUCAAGGAUAUGAGUAUGGAUGGGACAGACCUUCUUACUGGCCUUCUCCACAGAUAUCCGGGCGCAGGCAAGAGUGGUGUUGCAUUCUAG
Aureobasidium uvarum is the source of this 1218-nucleotide messenger RNA. NCBI's taxonomy places the organism in Eukaryota, Fungi, Ascomycota, Dothideomycetes, Dothideales, Saccotheciaceae. The record is from the annotation of a GenBank genome assembly.